AUGGGAAUCAGCAACCAGAGCAGGGUAACUGAAUUCAUCAUCAUGGGAUUCCCAAACCUUCAGGAUUUCCGUGCCCUCGUCUUCAUCCUGCUGCUUCUCAUCUACUUCCUCACCAUCCUUGGCAACGUGGUGAUUUUCACAGUCAUCUGGUCAGAUGCUCGACUUCAUACCCCUAUGUACUUCUUUGUCAGCACUUUAUCUUUCUUGGAAAUCUGGUAUACGGCAACUACUAUCCCCAAAAUGCUGUCAAACUUACUCAGCGAAAGGAAAAGCAUCUCUUUCACUGGGUGCCUCUUACAGACAUAUUUCUUCCAUUCACUUGGAGCCACUGAAUGUUACCUGCUUACAGCAAUGGCUUAUGACCGGUAUUUAGCUAUCUGUGAUCCCCUGCACUACCCUGCCAUUAUGACCACAAAAAUGUGUGCUCGGCUGGCCGCCGGCUGUUGGAUUUGCGGCUUUAUAUGUCCAGUUACUGAAGUCAUCUUGGUCUCCAAGCUGCCUUUCUGUGGCCCUAAUAAAAUUCAGCAUAUUUUUUGUGACUUCCCCCCACUGCUGAGCCUAGCCUGUACAGACACUUCCAUCAAUGUCCUGGUCGAUUUUAUAAUCAACUCAUUUAUCAUUCUGGUGACGUUUCUGUUCAUCAUGGUGUCCUAUGUCAAGAUUAUAAAAACUGUAUUGAAAAUACGCACAGCUAAGGGGAGAAGAAAGGCUUUCUCCACUUGUGCUUCUCACCUAACUGUGGUUCUGAUAUUUUUUGGGAGUAUUACAUUCAUGUAUGUUAGGUUGAAAGAAAGUUAUUCCUUGGAUUAUGACCGGGCAUUUGCUGUGAUUUAUGCUGUUUUGACUCCUUUGGUCAACCCAGUCAUCUACAGUCUACGGAACAAAGAAAUACUGAAUGCAAUAAAAAGGAAAAUCCCUCACAAAAGAAUGGUAAACACCAGUGCAUAG
This is a messenger RNA of Alligator mississippiensis (American alligator), 948 nucleotides long. RefSeq names its product olfactory receptor 6N2. The transcript has a single exon. The record is from RefSeq and is a predicted model, not a curated record. Gene Ontology annotation, biological process: G protein-coupled receptor signaling pathway. Gene Ontology annotation, molecular function: G protein-coupled receptor activity; olfactory receptor activity. Lineage: Eukaryota; Metazoa; Chordata; Crocodylia; Alligatoridae. Gene Ontology annotation, cellular component: membrane. The coding region runs from base 1 to 948 and encodes 315 amino acids.